This is a messenger RNA of Hypomesus transpacificus, 1048 nucleotides long. RefSeq names its product homeobox protein Hox-C8a-like. Gene Ontology annotation, biological process: regulation of transcription by RNA polymerase II. The record is from RefSeq and is a predicted model, not a curated record. Lineage: Eukaryota; Metazoa; Chordata; Actinopteri; Osmeriformes; Osmeridae. Bases 239 to 1015 code for a protein of 258 amino acids. Gene Ontology annotation, molecular function: RNA polymerase II transcription regulatory region sequence-specific DNA binding; DNA-binding transcription factor activity, RNA polymerase II-specific. The transcript is spliced from 2 exons. Gene Ontology annotation, cellular component: nucleus.
CUUGAGGCUGCAAAAGAAAGAAAAUAAAAGGCAAUAUAAGCAGGUUAGUUGUAUACAAACAUCGGAGUAGUCUAACAUCUAGAAAUAUUGUAAGGGAGCCGGCGCAAUUUGUUUCCGUCAUUGAACAUUUCUUUAUGGUUUUGUGGUGUCGUGCUUUUUAUGUAUGGGGUUUGGAAAAGGACUUCGGUAAUAAUUGCUAUCAGCCUGCAAUUCAGCUGUGACAUUAUUUAGGAAAAACAUGAGUUCCUAUUUCGUCAACCCUCUCUUUUCAAAAUACAAAGGUGGCGAGAACUUGGAACCAACUUACUACGACUGCAGGUUCCCUCAAAGCGUCACACGAAGCCAUGCGCUGGUGUAUGGAGCAGGAGCGGCAGCAUCAGGCUUUCAGCAUCCGCCUCAUCACGUCCAAGAUUUCUUCCACCAUGGGACGCCGGGAAUAUCAACGCCGGGUUACCAACAGAACCCAUGCGCAUUGGCUUGCCGUGGAGAUGCCUCAAAAUUUUAUGGAUACGAAGCUCUUCCCAGACAACAGCUUUAUGGUACCCAACAAGAAGCUAGAGGGGCACAAUACCCAGACUGUAAAUCGGCAAAUGGCACCAAUAUCGGAGAAGAACAAGGCCAAUUAACAAAUCCUCCAAGUCUACUGUUUCCGUGGAUGAGACCGCAUGCUCCAGGAAGACGCAGUGGUCGUCAGACCUACAGCCGAUACCAAACUCUGGAGCUGGAGAAGGAAUUUCUGUUUAAUCCAUAUCUCACCCGUAAACGUCGGAUCGAGGUAUCUCACGUUUUGGGAUUAACGGAACGACAGGUGAAGAUUUGGUUCCAAAACCGACGAAUGAAGUGGAAAAAGGAAAACAACAAAGACAAAUUUCCAGGCCAAAAAGGACAGUCAGAGACCGAGGGCAAAGCAGUGGGUGAGAUCGACGGAGAGAGAGAAGAAGGGUGCAACGAUGACGCAGUAGCAGCCCAGAGUGAUAAAAAGGAAACUGGAGACGAAGAAGAUACAAAAGAAUAAUCUUAUUCUAAAUGUAAAAGUGAUAUGCUUGGU